UUUUCAGACUCGACGUUUGACGGCGCUAGUUUACAUUGCAUAAUGGAUUAAUGUUAAUCUGCAUAUGUUUGAGGUGGUUGUAUUAGCCGCGUGUGCUUGACGUGCGUUGUUGCCGGUGAAAACUUUGGAUUUGUGCGGCAGCGUCUCUUGCCGUCAAAGAUUUUGCUUUGUGCUGUUCUUGCUCUCCAAAAGACGCAAUGUCCGAUUCGGAGUCGGUCGACACCGACGAAGAGUUGCAAGACAAACUUGCAAAGGGGGAAUUGAAGCCCGGACUGUAUGCCAUUGCUCCACAUGUCAAGAAGGAGUUUGUCAACAACACAGCAGCGCUGAAGCAGAAGCUUGCCGAAAUGGAGCUCGACCUGGAGUGGGUCGAGACCCUCACCAUGGUUAAUGGCUUGGCACCUCUGACGCCUGAGCUGUCUGAACAGUUUGGCGACAUGGAGCUGAAAAAGAACCGCAAGGGUGACGUGGUCAGGGGUGCCGCUGAGGACGCGGUGCACCAUGACUUCAAACGUGAAAUGGCAUUCUAUCGGCAAGCUCAGGCAGCUGUGCUGGAGGGCAUUCCGCGCCUCCAUGAGUUGGGCGUUGUGACAAAGAGGCCCGAGGACUACUUUGCCCAGAUGGCCAAGGCGGACACACACAUGACCAAGGUGCGCGAGAAGCUGCUCUCCAAGAAGGUGGCUCUGGAGCGCUCCGAGAAGGCUCGCAAGAUGCGGGAGCUCAAGAAGUUUGGCAAAAAGGUUCAAGUGGAGGUGUUGCAGCAGCGGCAGAAAGAGAAGCGCGAGAUGAUGGAGAACUUGAAGAAGUUCAAGAAAGGCCAUGGCUCUCUGGAUUUCUUGGAGAACAGUGGGAGACAGAAAGGCCAGAAACCGGGUGCUGGUGGCAACCAGCCAGGACGAGGAAAAGGCCCCUCAAAGUCACAGAUGAAGCGGCAAUACAAGGACAAAAAGUAUGGCUACGGUGGGCAGCGCAAGCGCUCCAAGUUUAACACGGCCAGCAGCUCGGCAGAUGUGGAGGGCUUCAGUCGAAAGAAGCAUAACAUGGCACCUGGCGCUGGCAAGAAGAAGCGCCUUGGGAAGUCUAGAAGAAAAAAGAAAUGAGUGCCUUUUUUUUAUUGUUAUUAAAUGUGUAUAAUAAAGAGGGGCUGUCUACAGCUA
Rhipicephalus microplus (southern cattle tick) is the source of this 1157-nucleotide messenger RNA. RefSeq names its product putative rRNA-processing protein EBP2 homolog. The record is from RefSeq and is a predicted model, not a curated record. Gene Ontology annotation, cellular component: nucleolus; nuclear periphery; preribosome, large subunit precursor. Lineage: Eukaryota; Metazoa; Arthropoda; Arachnida; Ixodida; Ixodidae. Gene Ontology annotation, biological process: rRNA processing; ribosomal large subunit biogenesis.